Diceros bicornis minor is the source of this 385-nucleotide messenger RNA. Its product is annotated as ral guanine nucleotide dissociation stimulator-like. Gene Ontology annotation, biological process: small GTPase-mediated signal transduction. The transcript has 5 exons. NCBI's taxonomy places the organism in Eukaryota, Metazoa, Chordata, Mammalia, Perissodactyla, Rhinocerotidae. Bases 45 to 374 code for a protein of 109 amino acids. Gene Ontology annotation, molecular function: guanyl-nucleotide exchange factor activity. The record is from RefSeq and is a predicted model, not a curated record.
CCUUGACCCUGCAGGAGGUGACCUCUGUGUGGGCCACCCUAGAGAUGGAUCCCCAGGGAGCCCAGGAGAGGCCGCAACAGCAGGGUGUCAUCCCCUUCCUGGGCACGUUCCUCUAUCACCUGAAGCUGCUGGACAUUGGGAUGGAGGAUGAUCUGGAAGGAAAACAGUCCAACUUCCAGAAAUGGUGUGAGAAAUUCAAAGUCAUCAGGAGGAUCCAGCUGCUCCAGCAGGCUGCAAAUGCGUAUGACCUGGAGCCCGAAGAGCGAUUUGGGGCCUGGUUCCAGGCCCUGGAGCCCAUCAGUGUCCAUGAGAGCCGCCACGCAUUUGGCGAUGAGCCGUCACACUCUGGAGACCACAAGUGGAGCUCCUCCUGACCAGCAGGGAC